Molecule: messenger RNA, 564 nt
Organism: Emiliania huxleyi CCMP1516
Lineage: Eukaryota; Haptophyta; Isochrysidales; Noelaerhabdaceae
Exons: 3
Coding region: 1-564 (187 amino acids)
Source: RefSeq, a predicted model, not a curated record
AUGACCGAGGCGCUCCGAUCUCAUGUCCGCGCGCUGCGAGCAGAAUCGGGCGAAAAGUUCGAUGCUGCUCUCGACACCUGCAAGACGCUUCUCCAGAACGUCCUCGAGCAGCCGGAUGAGGCCAAGUUCAGGACGAUCAGGUUGGGAAACGCCGCCUUCCACCAGCGGUUGGGGCAGUUCCCCUCUGGAAUCGCGCUGCUGCGAUCGCUGGGCUUCGAGGACGCCAACGCCGCCGACGGCAGUCCGGGAGGAGACGGCCUCCCGGCGUACCUUGCACUGCCAGUGGCUGAUGCCGCAGUCCUCGCUCAAGGCCUCGUCUUAGUGGCGGCCUCUCGCGAAGCAUCCCUGCUGGCGGUGCGGAGCAACGCCGCGGGCAAGCGGAGGGCGGAGAGCGACACGGGCGGUGGCGGCAAGCGACCCGCUGGUGGCAGCACUGACGGAGAAGGAGCCGCCCGCCCCGACGGUGGCGGCGCCACCGCCUCUGCUGCCGAACUCGAGUCGUACCGUGCAAGCGCCAUCGAUGAGUAUUUCCUCGCUGCGCGGCGCCUUCCUCGCUGCGCUUGA